Molecule: messenger RNA, 1689 nt
Organism: Cercospora beticola
Lineage: Eukaryota; Fungi; Ascomycota; Dothideomycetes; Mycosphaerellales; Mycosphaerellaceae
Molecular function (GO): protein binding
Source: RefSeq, a predicted model, not a curated record
AUGGGCCUUCACCAGCGACACACCCACGGACGCGUCUUUCGCGGCGAAGAUGCGCGCGAGCAACUCAUGAUCCGCAAGCGCGACCUCCACGACGACAGGAUCAGAAUGCACGUGCCUGAUGGGUUCGACGACGAGCAGGGUUCGGACAGCGGCGGAGCGUCAGUUGUCUACGUGACGCUGCCACAGACCUUCGAUGGACCAGCAGUCUACUCUACCUUGACUGGCGAGUACGAUCCGGAGGCGACCGUCCCUGCGAGGACGACAGAUGCUGUGGGCGGUGGGCCCAACUUCUACACCGGACCUGCAUCGACUUCGAGUGCCACCAGAACGAAGGCCAGUGACGAUGACGAUGAUGAUGCCGCUCCCACCUCGACCAUCGUCCCAAUUAGCAGCAAGCAGCAGACUACCUUCGCGACUGCAACAUCUACCGGUGGCAGGUAUGUUGGUGGCACGCCUAUCCAGGCCACUAGUGCUGCUACUUCUGCUCCGGCGACUGCCGACUCCUCGAGUGAAGGAAUGACAGGGGGCGCCAAAGCCGGUCUCGCAUUCGGCAUCAUCGCCAUCAUUGCCUGCGCUGCCGGUCUUGUUUACUUCUGCUGGAGAAGGAAGAAGCCUGCCAAACCUGAUGCCAUGAACGAGAAACACGGUAGCUUUGCCGAUGUGGGGGCACGAAGGGCUGAGGCGAACGGUGGCCUUUCUGGUGGCAUGUCUGGUGGUAUGAACCCUGUCGCAUUUGCUCCAGGCGCCGGUAUGGCUGCUGGUGGCGCAUCUGCCGGCAUGGCAGCUGCUGCCGCCAACAAGCGCAGCUCGACCAGCACCGAACAUUCGACCCGCACUGCCUCCACCGCACCACGUCUAAGCCUGCGUCCUGUCACUCAAUUCUUGCCCAUGCUUGGCGACAACAAGAACAAUGGACUCGCCAACUCUAACGAAAAGCGCAACUCGUCAUGGGAACGAACUCCAUCGAACAACGGAUCAGAUCCAUUUGCCGACGCCACUGUGAUGUCCGAAAAGCAAGCUCGUGCCGACAGCCCUCCAGCCAACCCCUUCGAUGAACAACGACGCUCCAACGAGUCCGGCAAUGGAGCAGCUGCCGCCGUAGGUGCUGUAGCUGCUGCGGGUGCCAUUGCUGCCCACGGCCACCGCGACAGCGAACCGUCAACGCCUAGAUCAGCUCACGCCGGCCCGCCAGGAGGUGCCCGAGGUCCACCACCACCAGGACAGCCAAACAAUGUGCAUCGUGUGCAACUCGAUUUCAAACCUAGCAUGGACGAUGAGCUCGAGCUCAUUUCCGGUGCCCUGGUCCGCUUACUGCACGAAUAUGAUGAUGGAUGGGCGCUCUGUAUCACGAUGGACCGCAGCAAGCAAGGCGUGGCCCCACGCACAUGCCUGUCUAAGCUCCCCGUGAAACCACGACCACAAGGUCCGCCACCGCCAGGAGGCUGGCGCCCAGGUACUCCAAAUGGUCAGCAGCGUGGCCCGCCUCCUCCACAUGGCCCACCACGAGGCCCAAUGGGCCCUCCUGGUGCCAUGCAACCACGUCCGCUAACACCAUCAUCUGCUCGCUCUGCAUCCCCAACUGAGCAGAGACCAAUGACAGCACGAUCGAAUGGAUCGAAUGGUCCUACGUCUCCACCGACCGGCUCCCAAGUGCCAACAAGGAAGCCGGUUCCUGGUCAGGCGAUGUAG